GCAGGAUUGCUUGCAGUUUCUCCGGCUUCACUCCUGGUGUCACUAAUUACCUGCAACGCAAUCUCUUGCAGAGGAGAGGGCUGAGUAAAACUGGCUGGCAGUGAUCUAAAUGCAGGGGCCAGAGCAGUGAGUGCAUGGGGCUUACUGCCUUUGUGUCUGUUAUCAGCAGAACCCUGAUACACAACAGCAGCCACCACAAACGCUUAUUCAUGCAGCAAAAUGGAAUCUAUAGCUAAAAAGAACAAGGGUCAAGACAAUGUGCAGUAUCAAGAAGAGGAAGAAGAAGUGGACCCCAGAAUACAGGGGGAACUGGAGAAGCUUAAUCAGUCCACAGAUGACAUCAACAAAAGAGAAAUUGAACUUGAGGAUGCCCGGCAGAAGUUCCGCUCUGUGCUGACAGAAGCUACCCUGAAAUUAGAUGAAAUGCUAAAGAAAAUUGGCAAAGCUGUGGAGGAGUCAAAGCCUUACUGGGAGGCCCGUAAAGUAGCCAGACAGGCUCAGCUAGAGGCGCAGAGGGCCACCCAGGAUUUCCAGCGUGCCACUGAGGUGUUGCGUGCAGCAAAGGAGACCAUAUCACUAGCGGAGCAGAGGCUACUGGAAGAUGACAACCGCCAAUUUGAUUCUGCAUGGCAGGAAAUGCUGAAUCAUGCAACACAGCGGGUUAUGGAGGAAGAACAGAAGAAGACGAGGAGUGAGCUUGUGCACAAGGAAACAGCUGCUAAAUACAAUGCUGCAAUCAGUAGAAUGAAACAGCUGGAGAAGAAGCUAAAGAGGACCAUAAACAAGUCAAAGCCAUAUUUUGAACUUAAGGCGAAGUAUUACUUGCAGCUAGAGCAACUGAAAAAGACUGUGGAUGAGCUUCAUGUUAAGUUGUCUUUAGCAAAAGGAGAGUACAAGGCUGCACUGAAAAACCUAGAGAUGAUCUCUGAUGAGAUUCAUGAGAAGAGACGUUCUUCAACCAUGGGUCCCAGGGGGCGGGGAGUAGGUGCUGAAGGCAGCAGUUCAGUGGAAGAUCUCUCCGCUUGCAAACUGGACUCUGAUACCAUAUCUAUGACAUCGGAAGUGUUUGACGAUGACAACCUCAGCAGCCUGAUCUCUGAAGAAGAUUCGGAAACCCAGUCUUUGUCCAGUUUUAGCUCCGCUCCAACAAGCCCUUCUGAAAUUCCCAGCCCUUUCCCCCCUGCUCCUCGUCCUGGGAGUCUGGAUUUGUCAAGCCCCCUAUCCCUUUCGGACUUCGGUAUGAUAUCGCCAAUCUUGGGACCUCGAAGUGAGUGCAGUGGUGCAUCUUCGCCAGAAUGUGAUGAAAGGGGGAACAGAGCAGAAGGCUCAGAAAGCAAAACCCAGGACAGAAUAAACAAUAACAGCAACAGCAAUAGCAGAAAUCCUUUGCCAGCACUGAACAACAAAAUUAAGCAACUCUCCUUGGAGUGCACAGAUAAUGAUCCCAACACCGAGAGGAAGAAGUGCAAGAGAUCGCAGUCCCUGGCUUCAGCUGUUCUCGUCAACGCCGUGUGAGCACCUUGACAUAUGGAUUACAGAGUAGACUAUCUGUGCCAACAACCUCUAAUCAGCACAUGCUGACUUCUGCGUACUGCUGGGACUUAACCUCAUUUCAGCCGAAGGCUCUUAGCAUGAGAUACUGUUAUGAAGGAAGUACAGAUGGCGUUUCCAGUAGGCAGCCGCUCUGCCUUUUGCCGUUAUCCUCAUUCACUGUACAUCCAUGGUUUUAGAGAUAAAGUGCAGUACAGCCAUCACCAGAGCAAUAAAUUAUAGCAAACCAUGAGUCUGUGCCAAAAGGACUUCAUUUCUGAGAUAAACUUUUUGUCAUGAGGAUAUCUAUUCCUUAUGUGUUUUGCUAAAUAUGUCUUUAAUCCUUUGUGGUAGAGCAGAGAUAUAAGUUACACUCCUUAUGGAUAUGAGACUGAUGCCGAAGCUUAAGAUAGUGUGGAUAUUUUGUACGAUGAGGCUCCUACAGCAUUAGGAGCAGCUAUAGUGCUAUGCAGCGUUCAGCUAUAAAGUAGAUUGGAAAACACACUAGCUUUUAGGUACCUAGUUUUGUCACUGUGCAUCAGCCUAUAAAAAAAAUACAUGCUCACACAUUCAGUAUUUGCACAUGAAACGUAUGACAUUUUUGAAAAUAUUUAAUAACCGUGAAGAAAGGGAAAAAGACUGUUCACAAUACUCAUGUUUGUCCUAAGGCCAAUGUCGGAGACGCACGUGUUUUUCUUUUUUUUAAAGUAGGAUCUUAUUCAUAUAUUGUCAUUGAUCCUUUAAAUGCCAAGAAGAGAAGGUUCCUUUUCACUCAAAGCCAUGCUGAAUACAUUUAAAAAAGGUUAAUCGAGGAAAAUGUUUUGUUUAAAUAUCUCAUUGUGUUGUUCUAUAGUUGUCUUCUACUUUUUAGUACAAAUGUGUUAAUCAUUUCUACCUUGUGCCAUUAGGAAUUAUAAUAUUGAGCUACUUUAUCCGGCCAAACAUCAGGAAUAAUUGCACAUGAAUGCACUUCAUUUUUUUAAAGCCCUAAUUUAAUGUUUUGUUAGGAGUUCUAGCACUGAAGGAAACUGUCCAGAAUUCUGCAAACCUGUGCAAAACUGACCUAUAUUAAAGGGAAUAUCCUAAUAGUUUUGUUAAUGAUAUGCCUUGCUUAGGAAUGGCUUGUAGAAGGAUGAUCACACUGGGUUGUUCCGUAUUACGUAGCAGUACAUAACAUUUAAAGCAGAGAUUCUCAAAUUUGGCCCUCCAUAGGUUUUGGAACUGCAUUUCCCAUGAUGCUCAACCAGCUGAUAUGCUGGCUGAGCAUCAUGGGAAAUGUAGUUCCAAAACCUCUGGAAGGCCAAGUUUGGAUGUCUGAUUUAAAGGGAUAAUUAGACCCCUAAAGUUAUGGCCUGUAACUAUCAUAUGCAGACAAUGACUCUGUCUUAUGCAGGUGAGUCUGCUUUGCUGGCUUCUUAAUGAUAGACUGACCCUGCCUGCUGUCUAUGUCCUGCCUUUUUCAAUGUGUUACUUUCAUAAUGGAUUUAGUAUUCCAUAAGUAUGAUUAAUCCAACUGCCCAUGUCUUUGUUUUGUGUUUGGUCUGAGCCACAGCUUGUAUGUUUCUGUAGAAAUAAAAUGUACAUUAAAGGGUGUCGCAAACAACAAAACAA
Molecule: messenger RNA, 3141 nt
Organism: Bombina bombina (fire-bellied toad)
Lineage: Eukaryota; Metazoa; Chordata; Amphibia; Anura; Bombinatoridae
Gene: SH3BP5
Product: SH3 domain binding protein 5
Exons: 9
Coding region: 220-1515 (431 amino acids)
Biological process (GO): negative regulation of protein tyrosine kinase activity; intracellular signal transduction
Cellular component (GO): cytoplasm
Molecular function (GO): protein kinase inhibitor activity
Source: RefSeq, a predicted model, not a curated record